UUUCUGUAUACCCCCACGAGAAAAGUGGUAGAGUCCUAGACACCUGACCUAAGACCCUAGAUCACAACCUGGCUUAAAUGCCUGGGUCCAGUCAAGAAGUGUGCUGAGUUGCCAGUCCAUUUUAUGCGUCACCGAAAUCACCACAACGUCAACAGCCAUGCUGGAGUAUAUCGUAUACGGGGUUCUGCUGGUGCUGCUGGUACAGUUGUUCCGACUGUGGAUGGCAGAUGGAGAUCUCUCUCUCAUGUGGUACGAGAGGUUUGGAGAGAGUCCAGCCAAACUAGCCGGUAAGGUGGUGUGGGUCACAGGAGCGUCCAGUGGGAUAGGAGAGGCCCUGGCCGUGGAGCUGGGCAGGGUGGGGGUCAAACUGGUGCUGUCUGCCAGGAGGAGGGACCAACUGGACAGAGUUAAACAGAGAUGUGUCGAAACAGGGAAAGUUGCUGACAGUGAUGUGCUGGUCAUACCCUUGGAUUCUGUCGCCUAUGACACCCAUGCUGGAUGUGUGGAGCGUGUUCUUGCUCACUUUGGCAAGAUUGACGUCCUCAUCAACAACAGUGGCCGGAGCCAGCGGUCGCUGUUCUGUGACACGAGCCUGGACGGGGACAGGUUCAUCCUGGAGCUGAAUGUCCUGGGGCAGGUGUCGCUGACCAAGGCCGUCCUCCCUCACAUGAUGGAGCGAGGGGAGGGGCAGAUCGUGGUGACCGGGAGUACAUCAGGUGUCAUCCCUACACCACGCACAUCUGCCUACUGUGGCAGCAAGUUUGCUCUUAGAGGUAUUUUCGGGGCACUACGGGCAGAGCUCCACUCCUAUGACAUUGAUGUCCUGAUAGCAGCCCCUGGUCCAGUGGAGUCCAAUGUUGUACAGAAUGCCAUGGUGGGAGAACCAGACAAGUCACUAAACCUGGACCCAAAGUUGGACCCUAUCCAUGCCAACGACCUGCCGGCAUCUCGCUGUGCCUGGCUGUUCAUGGUGGGCAUGGUGAACAGACUGGAGGAGAUCUGGAUAUCCAGGAACCCUUACCUGACUUACGCAUACAUCUUCUCUUACCUACCAUUUGUUGCAAGCAGGAUGAUGAUGACUCAUGCUAAACGCCUUAGCAAGAAGAAACAGUGAAAACAACUAUCAAUGUGGUGGAAAACAUUUAAUUUUGACCACUACUACUUUUGAUCACUUAAUUAAGGUUUGUUAACCUGACAUUGUCAUCUUAAGCUUCAGGCUUUAUUUUCUGUUUAAUAAACUGAAUCACAUAGGGGGUGGGGUGAAAAAGGAAUACUGCUCAGAGUAGAAAAUGUAAUAGGGCUUUGGUAACUUUUCUUAAUUAAUUUCAAGUGUACAAAUGUAGGAACCUGAAAAGGAUUCCUACUAAAAUACUGGUCAUACC
Molecule: messenger RNA, 1382 nt
Organism: Branchiostoma belcheri (Belcher's lancelet)
Lineage: Eukaryota; Metazoa; Chordata; Leptocardii; Amphioxiformes; Branchiostomatidae
Product: dehydrogenase/reductase SDR family member 7-like
Exons: 8
Coding region: 158-1114 (318 amino acids)
Molecular function (GO): oxidoreductase activity
Source: RefSeq, a predicted model, not a curated record